Messenger RNA from Sciurus carolinensis (gray squirrel), 1789 nucleotides. RefSeq names its product sperm acrosome associated 9 (gene Spaca9). Gene Ontology annotation, cellular component: sperm flagellum; ciliary base; acrosomal vesicle. The coding region runs from base 535 to 1215 and encodes 226 amino acids. The record is from RefSeq and is a predicted model, not a curated record. The transcript has 5 exons. Lineage: Eukaryota; Metazoa; Chordata; Mammalia; Rodentia; Sciuridae.
CACGCCCCGCCCACGCCCCUCGCGGGGCCUCGGGUGGCGGCGACAGCCCGGCCACAGCCCGUCGCCCCGCCGACGCCCCCGCCCGCCCUGCCCACGCCCGGCUCUGCGCUCCCGGCCUCGGCCUCCCCAUCUGCAGGGCGGCGCGGGCGUUCCGGACGGGAGGGCGCCCGCGCGGCGGCCAGCGACUUCGGCCGACCUCCCGACCCCCGGCGCGGCCCGGCGGCCACGUGACCCGAGCGCGGCCCCGCAGUCACAAUCGCGCCGCGGCCCGCCCCCGCCGGCGGCCACCCCGCCCACUCCCGCCUCCCAAGCCCUAAGCGGGGCCUCCCUGCCCUCAGGGGCCCAGACACCCACGGAGUCCCGCCAGCCUCGGCGCUCUGUGCCAGUCCAGCACAAGCAAGGACAUGUACGCAGUGAGCACGCGAUGCGCGGAGGCUGCAGUUAGUAUUAUCUUUGCGACAGCCGUGUAAAAAAGGUGCCGUCGUUCCCAUUUACAGAUCUCUCCUGUCCUGUAAGUGACCACAGAGGACAACCAUGAAUGAGGUCAAAGAGACCCUCCGUGGCAUUGAGCAGAAGUACAAGCUGUUCCAACAGCAGCAGUUCACCUUUAUUGCAGCUCUGGAGCACUGCAGGGAGAAUGCACAUGACAAGAUCCGGCCCAUCUCCAGCAUUGGACAGGUGCAGAACUACAUGGAACACUACUGUAACAACUCCACAGACAGGCGCAUCCUGCUCAUGUUCCUGGACAUCUGUUCAGAGCUGAACAAGCUCUGCCAGCACUUUGAGGCCCUGCACUCUGGCACGCCAGUCACAAACAACCUCCUUGAGAAAUGCAAAACCCUGGUUAGCCCAAGCAAUGACCUGAGCAGCCUCAGAGCAAAGUACCCUCACGACGUGGUGAACCACCUCAGCUGUGAUGAGGCCAGGAACCACUACGGUGGCGUGGUCAGCCUCAUCCCCAUUGUCCUGGACCUCAUGAAAGAGUGGAUCGCCCACUCGGAGAAGCUGCCCCGCAAAGUGCUGCAGCACGUGAGUGAGCCCACAGCGUUCCAGAAUGCCACCAGGGCAGCUGCUUGUCCUGCCUGGGCCGCAGGCACCCAGCGUUGGUUAGGGAAGCACAAAUGUAGGCAGCUGGAAAAAGAUCGCCUCAAAUCCAGGGGGCGAGACAAAGGACACUCCAAGCCUCCCUGGAGGCCUCCCGGUGGGAAACUGUAACUCAAGGCCCGGGGCCUGCUCCAUGGCUGGGAGCUCUGCUAACCAGUGUGGACUCCCCCAUGGAUCCACUCCCACUGGUGCCCACCCCUCUGCUGUUAACCCCAGAGGGGCCAAUACAUCAUUGAGAAUCUCUUUCUAUUGCUUUCACUUGUAACUUUCCCACUUCUAAGCUCUGGGCAGAUGAAGAGGAUCCCCACUUAAUGAGUUGCCUAAACAGUAUUGGUAGAGGGUGUCCCAGGGCAAGGACGCUGAACCCGCCCAGGCUCCCUGCCCUACCAGCUCUCUGCAAGGCAGGGAUGCUCCCUCUCCCAGGAUGGGAGGGAGGAGCAGCAUGCUGAAAGAAAGGCGGUGCGCCUACCUCUCCAGAAGAAUUCUGUUCUGUGGUUCCUGAGCAAGGACCAAGGCCUGAUGUCCACAGCAUAGUCACGGCCCACACGCUGUAUGAUGAGUCUGCUCUGCGCUUGCCAGAAGACACAUCUGACUGUUGCUUUUUCCCUUCGCAGGGGACGACUUAGCUUCUGUAUUGUUGCUUCUUCGGGGGGAGACAAUCAAGAAUAAAAAGUGUUCUACCAAC